AUGCCGCCGCCACCUCCUUCUCCUCCCAUCCGCCGCCGCCGGCCCCCACGACCACGCAACCGUCGCCGCCCCUUGCUCCUCCCCCCCACGCCAUCGCCGCCCCGUGCUCCUCCCCGCCGGCCCCCACGACCACGCAGCACCGUCACCGCCCCGGCCGUGCUCCUCCCCCACGCCGUCGCCACCCCUUGCUCCUCCCCUGCUGGCCCCGCGUGCCCCUUGCCGUCGCCGCCCCUUUGCUCCUCCCCCACGCCGUCGCCGCCCGUUGCUCCUCCCCUGCCGGCCCCGCGCGCCCCUUGCCGUCGCCGCCCCUUGCUCCUCCCCCACGCCGUUGCCGCCCCUUGCUCCCCCCUUGCCAGCCCCAUCCUCCGUAGCUGCUCCUCCAUCGAGGGAGGGUGUCCCCUCCACCAAGCUCGGUCGGGAGGAUCUUGGCCGGCUUUCCGCCGCCUCGGCCGCUCCCCUCCUCCGGCCACCAAGCCCGCAGUUUGGGAAGCGCCGGCGGAGCACCAGUACGUUGCAGCUGUGGAGAGGCUGAGGCCACGUGAUAAGAGGCCAUAUCAGCGUGGGAAAACACAGCUCCCCUCGCUGAAGGACUGGCGCUACAGCCAUGUUGUUCUAGAGCCCGCUGGGAGGAGUUCGUUCAAGUUUGAAGACCCGUCGCAGAGGCCGCCACGUGGGUACGCGAACAUCCUUGGGGGCCUACUUAGAAGGUAUUUCCCUGGGCUAGUCGAUCUCCCUACCAGUGGCCGCGACGUAGCUUGGAGGUGGGCGCACUACAGUCUCGCGCCAGAUCCUCUUGGCCGCGGCAGCAUGGCGGACGUGGUUGUUGGCAAAUUCUGGUUACGUGACUUUUGA
This is a messenger RNA of Lolium perenne, 852 nucleotides long. Lineage: Eukaryota; Viridiplantae; Streptophyta; Magnoliopsida; Poales; Poaceae. The record is from RefSeq and is a predicted model, not a curated record.